AUGCCUUUAUUUAAAAAGCACAAGGGUUCUCAACUCUUAGAGGAAGAAGACAUUGGAGAAUUGGAUGAUGUGGUUCUUUCCUCAUCGUCGUCGUCGUCGGGUUCAGAGAAAGGAUUACACUCAUUGACAUCAACAACAAAAACAAUACAUGAAGAGGAUGAUGAAGAAGAGCGACCCGUAAUAAUGAAUACAACCAGUGGAACAACCAAAAUCUCAUCACCAACAAUAACAACACCCAACCGCAACCAUGUCAAGAAUGACGAUGAUGAAUAUGAGGAACCACAUUCAGAAAAAACUCCUGCUUUUAAAGACGAUCGUUCUAAAUUGAGAGUCCGAUUUGAAAAUAUCAACAAGGAAGAGGAAGCACAAGAUUUAGAGACACCACCCCAACACCGAAAGCAAAUCCUCGUUUCUAAACACCAUCACGAUGCUUCUCCAACAGCAUCAGCAUCCACCAGCCAUCCAUUACCUCCUCCUCAUUUGGCGUCUCCGAGAGGCUCAGACGAUGAAGAAGAGGAAGAUGAUUCAAAGAGAAAAAACGAUGUCAAGAUUUCACUCAAUCACGAGCACGAUGAUAUGCAAAAUGUAGGAUUAGAUGACGACGUGGAAAUUGAAAUUACAGGAACAACCAAAUUACCCUCCUCAAAGAGUGAAAAGAAAUCACACCAACCAUUAUUACGUAGGAAUGAAUAUGAAGAAUCACUCCUGUAUUCGGAUAGCCAUGUCGACGAUCCGUAUGCCGACUAUUUGAAACCUCAAGUGAUGGAAGAUGAAACAACGAACUCUAAAAGUUUACUUCUGAAACUCCUCUCUCAAUUCCCCAGAGUCAAUUCAUCUCAGUUGAUGUGGCUUGUGAGGAUGGCCUUUCAAGAAUUUUGGCUUGCCACUGUUGGAACGAUCUUUCUCUUGAUUAGCACUGGGCUCGGGCUUGCAUUACCAAUUUAUGCAGGAAAGAUUAUUGACCAAAUUCCAUCACAAACUCAAGGAAAAACAUUCUUAAAUGAAAUGGCACUCGUUCUGUUUGGAAUUGUAGCAGCUAUUGGAGCAACUACUGCGGUUCGAAACUUUUGCUUUACAUUUGCUGGAGAACGUGCUGUAGCUCGUCUCAGAAAAAAUUUAUUCACUUCAAUUGUUGUGCAAGAGGUUGGAUUUUUUGACGUGACAAAAACUGGAGAAUUAAUUAAUAGAUUGAGCUCAGACACCAAAACUUUGGAAAAUGCCAUCACCGUUAACUUUUCCAUGUUUCUACGAUAUGUAAUCCAAAUGAUUGGAGGAAUCGUAUUUUUAUUUUUCAUUUCGUGGAAAUUAACACUUGUCAUGCUCGCAGUUGUUCCAAUCCUUGUGGUUGUGGCUUUAAUUUAUUCUAAAUAUAUUAAGAAUGUGUCGAAACAAAUGCAAGAUGCGUUGGCAAACUCGACCGAUGUCGCAGAGGAAACUUUUUCUAAUUUAAGAACUGUACGCAGUUUCACCAUGGAAGAAAAACAUGUGAAUUUGUAUGGAGCAGCCAUUGACCUCACAUUAACCAUUGCAAGAAAAUUGUCUAUAAUCAAUGGUUUAUUCACUGGUGGUAUGAUGUUCUGUGGUAAUGCUGCAAUUAUUCUUGUCUUGUGGUAUGGAGGUUCCUUAGUAUUGGACGAAGAAAUCUCAGUUGGAUCUCUCACUUCCUUUAUUGUUUACACACUGUUGGUGGCAGCCAGCUUUGGCGUUUUGAGUAGUUUAUUUUUCGAUCUUGUAAAAGCUCUGGGAGCCACUGUUCGAGUUCAUGAGCUAUUGCAACGAAUUCCCGAAAUUGAAAGAAGAAAUCCAUCCGUCAAGGAGAGUCACACUCGAGAAUUACCCUCACUCAAUGGCCACAUUGUUUUCCAUGAUGUUGGUUUUGCAUAUCCAUCAAGAAAAGAAACUCAAGUUCUCAAUCGAUUGAAUCUCGAAUUGUCUCCAUCAACUGUGGUAGCACUUGUAGGUAAAUCAGGUCAAGGUAAGACAACCAUCGCAUCACUGUUGCAGAGAUUUUAUGAUCCCACAGAGGGACAAAUUACACUCGAUGGUGUUCCUCUCACUCAGAUUGACCCUGUUUGGUUGAGGAAGAAUAUUGGUGUGGUGAGUCAGGAACCAGCUCUCUUCUCCACAAGCAUUCGUGAAAAUAUUUGUUAUGGAUGGCCAGAUCGAGAGAAUCCACCCACGGAAAAACAAAUCAUGGAUGCUGCAAAGAAGGCCAAUGUACAUGAAUUUGUUUCAACCUUUGAGGAUGGAUAUGAUACUUUGGUAGGCGCUACGACCUUAUCAAGUGGUCAAAAACAACGAAUCGCCAUUGCAAGAGCCAUCUUAAAGGACCCAAAGAUUCUCAUUUUAGAUGAACAUUCUUCCUCACUUGAUGCGAAUACUGAGCAUGAGGUGCAAGAAGCUCUAAAUCGUCUCAUGGAAGGCCGAACAGUCCUGAUUAUUGCUCACCGAUUAUCUACUGUAAAGAAUGCUGACAUUGUUUGUGUCAUUGAGAAUGGAAAUGUAGUGGAAGAGGGUUCACAUGAACAAUUAAUUUUACGCGAGAAUGGCAAAUAUAAGGCUCUUGUUGAACGACAAUUGAUAGGUUUCGAUGAGCUGUAA
Messenger RNA from Naegleria fowleri, 2601 nucleotides. RefSeq lists its product as uncharacterized. Gene Ontology annotation, cellular component: membrane. Gene Ontology annotation, biological process: transmembrane transport. The transcript has 2 exons. The record is from RefSeq and is a predicted model, not a curated record. Gene Ontology annotation, molecular function: ATP binding; ABC-type oligopeptide transporter activity; ATP hydrolysis activity. Bases 1 to 2601 code for a protein of 866 amino acids. NCBI's taxonomy places the organism in Eukaryota, Heterolobosea, Eutetramitea, Acrasida, Naegleriidae.